AUGGCUCGCGGUCGCCGUUUGUUCUCAGCGGCUUGCGGGGCGCUCGCGGCAGCCACCUGCCUUCGCAGGGGCGCUUUUGUGCAAGUGCCCGUGCGCGAUCGCGUCGCGCCGCUUGCUGCAGCCUCCGCUGCUGCGGUGUUCGGCCUCCCGCGCUGGCGGAUGAGAUCGGCGAUGCUGCGAAGACACUCGGUGUCGAUUCGUACGCCUUUUGCCAAGGCCGUGGGCCGGAACAGCAGAAUCCACUUGCAGGCUUCCAGGAAGCUCCAGCCGCUGGUAGCCUUCAAGGCUAUUGACAAUAUGAUCGUGAUGGGCGCCCAGGCGGACCCGAAGCUCUUGAUGACGGCGGCGGGGGCCCACCACAAGGCAAUCGGCAGCGCCAGCGGCGCAGGCCGACUGAGAUGCUGCGACGACGUCGGCGCAACAGCUAAGAAGCUUUCGGACGCGUCUUGCCCGUUCCUGAAGUCCGUGGCGAUCAUCGUGGGCACCGCGGCGGACGGGGGCGCGCUGAAGGUGGCGGCUGAGGCGCGCCGCGAGGCCAUCGGCAGCGCCAGCACCAGCCGCGUGACCUCUGCCGCCGACUACGAGGCCGUAAACGCAGCGCUGGGCCGCGCGGUCGUUUCGGCGCCGACCUCGAAGGUCAUGGGCGUCUUUUGCGCCUUCGUCAAGAUCGUCCCUGGGACCGCGCCGAACAACUUGUUCUCCGCCGUGGACUCUGGCGGCGGAUGCCGCUGCCAGGGCGUUCUACGAGUUCACGGGCGUGGUGAAGGCGCCCCGCCGAGAAGAGCUCCCGAGGCGGAGGCCGAGGAGCUGCCAGGACGGGCGCUGCGGCUGCGUGGCCUCGCGGCCCGCGCGGCCGCGGGGGGCGGCCGCGCCGCCGUGGCUGCGGCGGCGCUCGGGUGGGCGCGGGAG
Messenger RNA from Prorocentrum cordatum, 909 nucleotides. Lineage: Eukaryota; Dinophyceae; Prorocentrales; Prorocentraceae. The record is from the annotation of a GenBank genome assembly.